Mya arenaria is the source of this 8401-nucleotide messenger RNA. RefSeq names its product fibrillin-1-like. The transcript is spliced from 60 exons. Gene Ontology annotation, biological process: protein dephosphorylation. The record is from RefSeq and is a predicted model, not a curated record. The coding region runs from base 705 to 8216 and encodes 2503 amino acids. Gene Ontology annotation, molecular function: protein binding; protein tyrosine phosphatase activity. NCBI's taxonomy places the organism in Eukaryota, Metazoa, Mollusca, Bivalvia, Myida, Myidae.
CGUGAAUGUAUUUUAUUCAAGGAAUCGAUUCUUUAACUCACUACGAUGAAUUAAGUGAUACUGUGAAAAGGCUAUGGAUUCUGUGAUGAUAACAAAUUGCUGGAAAACGUUUGUGAUCUUGGUAUCACUUACAAAGAGCAGUUAUGGAAUUGGUGAAACCUGCAUUGGUAAUCGCGACUGUACUGGUACUGGAGAGUUUUGUGAAAGGAGCAGUUGUGUUUGUGAUUCCAAUACGCACUACCAAGAACCAAAACAAACAACAUGUUCAAAGAAGGUCGAUCUUGGACAAGGAUGCUACUCUGGAGUCGCUAACCAGUGUGCAGCCGGCGGUGCUUCAUGCACAGAUGGAACUUGCAAGUGUUCUAGUGGUUACUACCAGUCUGCGGCCAAUACAUGUUUACGGCGUGUUAACCUUGCACAAGAAUGUAUGGCAUAUUCAAAUGUCACCAAUCAGUGUUCAGCCGACAACGCUGACUGCAUAAAUAACACUUGCCAGUGUUCCAGUGACUAUUACCGAUCUGCAGACAAUACAUGUACACAUCGUAAGACACUUGUGUUAUUACUAAAACAUUCGCACAUACUUAUCACUUUAAUUUUAGUCGUUUAUGCAUUAUCUGUUGGUUUAGAUACACAUUGUAUUGACUGAUUUGUCAUUAUCUACGGUGUAUUUUCAUACAAAGGUUGAGUUGAGUAAAUCAUGCUAUAUGUAUUCCGGAGUCACAAACCAGUGUUCCGCCGGCAAUGCUGCCUGCAAAGGUGGAAGCGCAAGAGGAAUUUGCAAGUGUAAUGGGAUUUAUUACCAGUCUGCAGAAAAUGUUUGUUCACCAAAGCUUGACCUUGGACAAAGAUGUACCUUUUAUACUGGAGUUAGCAAUCAGUGUUUAGCUGUAUAUUCUACAUGCACAAAUGGCGAGUGCAAGUGUGUCGGUACCUUCUACCAGUCUGCAGCCAAUACAUGUACACAACGGGUGAGCCUUGCAAAAGGAUGUACCGCAUACCCAAACGUCACCAAUCAGUGUUUAGCUGACUAUGCUGACUGCAUAAAUAACACUUGCCAGUGUUCCAGUGGCUAUUACCGAUCUGCAGACAAUAAAUGUGUACAUCAGGUAAAGUUGAGAGGAUCAUGCUAUUUAUAUCCUGGAGUCACCAACCAGUGUUCCGCCGGCAAUGCUGCAUGUAUAGGUGGAGGUACAAGAGGCAGUUGCGAGUGUUAUGGAAACUUUUACCAAUCAGCAGAAAAUGCAUGUUCAAAGAAGCUUGACCUUGGACAGAGAUGUACUUUAUAUACUGGAGUGCGCAACCAGUGUUCAGCGGUCUAUGCUUCAUGCACAGAUGAAACAUGCAAAUGUUCCAGUGGCUCCUACCAGUCUGCAGCUAAUACAUGUAUACCACGGGUGAGCCUUGCAAAAGGAUGUACCGCAUACUCAAACGUCACCAAUCAGUGUUCAGCCGACUAUGCCGACUGCAUAAAUAACACUUGCCAGUGUUCCAGUGGCUAUUACCGAUCUGCAGACAAUGAAUGUGUAUAUCAGGUAAAGUUGAGAGGAUCAUGCUAUUUAUAUCCUGGAAUCACCAACCAGUGUUCCGCCAGCAAUGCUGCAUGUAUAGGUGGAGGUACAAGAGGCAGUUGCGAGUGUUAUGGGAACUUUUACCAAUCUGCAGAAAAUACAUGUUCAAAGAAGCUUGACCUUGGACAGAGAUGUACUUUAUAUACUGGAGUGCGCAACCAGUGUUCAGCGGUCUAUGCUUCAUGCACAGAUGAAACAUGCAAAUGUUCCAGAAGCUCCUACCAGUCUGCAGCUAAUACAUGUAUACCACGGGUGAGCCUUGCAAAAGGAUGUACCGCAUACCCAAACGUCACCAAUCAGUGUUCAGCCGACUAUGCCGACUGCAUAAAUAACACUUGCCAGUGUUCCAGUGGCUAUUACCGAUCUGCAGACAAUGAAUGUGUAUAUCAGCUUGACCUUGGACAGAGAUGUACUUUAUAUACUGGAGUGCGCAACCAGUGUUCAGCGGUAUAUGCUUCAUGCACAGAUGAAACAUGCAAAUGUUCCAGUGGCUCCUACCAGUCUGCAGCUAAUACAUGUAUACCACGGGUGAACCUUGCACAAGAAUGUACAGCAUACCCAAAUGUCGGCAAUCAGUGUUCAGCCAACAAUGCUGACUGCGUAAACAACACAUGCCAGUGUUCCAGUGGUUAUUACCGAUCUGCAGACAAUAUAUGUAUACAUCAGGUAAAGUUGAGAGGAUCAUGCUCUUUGUAUCAUGGAGUCACCAACCAGUGUUCCGCCGAGAAUACUGCAUGUAUAGGCGGAGGUACAAGCGGCAGUUGCCAGUGUUAUGGGAACUUUUACCAAUCUGCUGAAAAUACAUGUUCACAGAAGCUUGACCUUGGACAGAGAUGUACUUUAUAUACUGGAGUGCGCAACCAGUGUUCAGCGGUCUAUGCUUCAUGCACAGAUGAAACAUGCAAAUGUUCCAGUGGCUCCUACCAGUCGGCAGCUAAUACAUGUAUACCACGGGUGAGCCUUGCAAAAGGAUGUACCGCAUACCCAAACGUCACCAAUCAGUGUUCAGCCGACUAUGCCGACUGCAUAAAUAACACUUGCCAGUGUUCCAGUGGUUAUUACCGAUCUGCAGACAAUAUAUGUAUACAUCAGGUAAAGUUGAGAGGAUCAUGCUCUUUGUAUCAUGGAGUCACCAACCGGUGUUCCGCCGAGAAUACUGCAUGUAUAGGCGGAGGUACAAGCGGCAGUUGCCAGUGUUAUGGGAACUUUUACCAAUCUGCUGAAAAUACAUGUUCACAGAAGCUUGACCUUGGACAGAGAUGUACUUUAUAUACUGGAGUGCGCAACCAGUGUUCAGCGGUCUAUGCUUCAUGCACAGAUGAAACAUGCAAAUGUUCCAGUGGCUCCUACCAGUCUGCAGCUAAUACAUGUAUACCACGGGUGAGCCUUGCAAAAGGAUGUACCGCAUACCCAAACGUCACCAAUCAGUGUUCAGCCGACUAUGCCGACUGCAUAAAUAACACUUGCCAGUGUUCCAGUGGUUAUUACCGAUCUGCAGACAAUAUAUGUAUACAUCAGGUAAAGUUGAGAGGAUCAUGCUAUUUAUAUCCUGGAGUCACCAACCAGUGUUCCGCCGGCAAUGCUGCAUGUAUAGGUGGAGGUACAAGAGGCAUUUGCCAGUGUUAUGGGAACUUUUACCAAUCUGCAGAAAAUACAUGUUCAAAGAAGCUUGACCUUGGACAGAGAUGUACUUUAUAUACUGGAGUGCGCAACCAGUGUUCAGCGGUCUAUGCUGCAUGCACAGAUGAAACAUGCAAAUGUUCCAGUGGCUCCUACCAGUCUGCAGCUAAUACAUGUAUACCACGGGUGAACCUUGCAAAAGGAUGUACCGCAUACCCAAAUGUCACCAAUCAGUGUUCAGCCGACAAUGCUGACUGCAUAAAUAACACUUGCCAGUGUUCCAGUGGCUAUUACCGAUCUGCAGACAAUACAUGUACACAUCAGGUUAAGUUGAGUAAAUCAUGCUAUAUGUAUUCCGGAGUCACAAACCAGUGUUCCGCCGGCAAUGCUGCCUGCACAGGUGGAAGCUCAAGAGGAAUUUGCAAGUGUAAUGGGAUUUAUUACCAGUCUGCAGAAAAUGUUUGUUCACCAAAGCUGGACCUUGGACAAAGAUGUACUUUUUAUACUGGAGUUAGCAACCAGUGUUUAGCCGUCUAUGCUACAUGCACAAAUGGAGAGUGCAAGUGUGUCGUUACCUUCUACCAGUCUGCAGCCAAUACAUGUACACGACGGGUGAACCUUGCACAAGAAUGUACAGCAUACCCAAAUGUCGACAAUCAGUGUUCAGCCAACAAUGCUGACUGCGUAAACAACACAUGCCAGUGUUCCAGUGGUUAUUACCGAUCUGCAGACAAUAUAUGUAUACAUCAGGUAAAGUUGAGAGGAUCAUGCUCUUUGUAUCAUGGAGUCACCAACCAGUGUUCCGCCGAGAAUACUGCAUGUAUAGGCGGAGGUACAAGCGGCAGUUGCCAGUGUUAUGGGAACUUUUACCAAUCUGCUGAAAAUACAUGUUCACAGAAGCUUGACCUUGGACAGAGAUGUACUUUAUAUACUGGAGUGCGCAACCAGUGUUCAGCGGUAUAUGCUUCAUGCACAGAUGAAACAUGCAAAUGUUCCAGUGGCUCAUACCAGUCUGCAGCUAAUACAUGUAUACCACGGGUGAGCCUUGCAAAAGGAUGUACCGCAUACCCAAACGUCACCAAUCAGUGUUCAGCCGACUAUGCCGACUGCAUAAAUAACACUUGCCAGUGUUCCAGUGGUUAUUACCGAUCUGCAGACAAUAUAUGUAUACAUCAGGUAAAGUUGAGAGGAUCAUGCUAUUUAUAUCCUGGAGUCACCAACCAGUGUUCCGCCGGCAAUGCUGCAUGUAUAGGUGGAGGUACAAGCGGCAGUUGCCAGUGUUAUGGGAACUUUUACCAAUCUGCAGAAAAUACAUGUUCAAAGAAGCUUGACCUUGGACAGAGAUGUACUUUAUAUACUGGAGUGCGCAACCAGUGUUCAGCGGUUUAUGCUGCAUGCACAGAUGAAACAUGCAAAUGUUCCAGUGGCUCCUACCAGUCUGCAGCUAAUACAUGUAUACCACGGGUGAACCUUGCAAAAGGAUGUACCGCAUACCCAAAUGUCACCAAUCAGUGUUCAGCCGACAAUGCUGACUGCAUAAAUAACACUUGCCAGUGUUCCAGUGGCUAUUACCGAUCUGCAGACAAUACAUGUACACAUCAGGCUAAGUUGAGUAAAUCAUGCUAUAUGUAUUCCGGAGUCACAAACCAGUGUUCCGCCGGCAAUGCUGCCUGCACAGGUGGAAGCUCAAGAGGAAUUUGCAAGUGUAAUGGGAUUUAUUACCAGUCUGCAGAAAAUGUUUGUUCACCAAAGCUGGACCUUGGACAAAGAUGUACUUUUUAUACUGGAGUUAGCAACCAGUGUUUAGCCGUCUAUGCUACAUGCACAAAUGGAGAGUGCAAGUGUGUCGUUACCUUCUACCAGUCUGCAGCCAAUACAUGUACACGACGGGUGAACCUUGCACAAGAAUGUACAGCAUACCCAAAUGUCGACAAUCAGUGUUCAGCCAACAAUGCUGACUGCGUAAACAACACAUGCCAGUGUUCCAGUGGUUAUUACCGAUCUGCAGACAAUAUAUGUAUACAUCAGGUAAAGUUGAGAGGAUCAUGCUCUUUGUAUCAUGGAGUCACCAACCAGUGUUCCGCCGAGAAUACUGCAUGUAUAGGCGGAGGUACAAGCGGCAGUUGCCAGUGUUAUGGGAACUUUUACCAAUCUGCUGAAAAUACAUGUUCACAGAAGCUUGACCUUGGACAAAGAUGUUCUUUAUAUACUGGAGUGCGCAACCAGUGUUCAGCGGUCUAUGCUGCAUGCACAGAUGAAACAUGCAAAUGUUCCAGUGGCUCCUACCAGUCUGCAGCUAAUACAUGUAUACCACGGGUGAGCCUUGCAAAAGGAUGUACCGCAUACCCAAACGUCACCAAUCAGUGUUCAGCCGACUAUGCCGACUGCAUAAAUAACACUUGCCAGUGUUCCAGUGGCUAUUCCCGAUCUGCAGACAAUGAAUGUGUAUAUCAGGUAAAGUUGAGAGGAUCAUGCUAUUUAUAUCCUGGAGUCACCAACCAGUGUUCCGCCGGCAAUGCUGCAUGUAUAGGUGGAGGUACAAGAGGCAUUUGCCAGUGUUAUGGGAACUUUUACCAAUCUGCAGAAAAUACAUGUUCAAAGAAGCUUGACCUUGGACAGAGAUGUACUUUAUAUACUGGAGUGCGCAACCAGUGUUCAGCGGUCUAUGCUUCAUGCACAGAUGAAACAUGCAAAUGUUCCAGUGGCUCCUACCAGUCUGCGGCUAAUACAUGUACACAAAGGGUGAACCUUGCACAAGCAUGUACAGCAUACCCAAAUGUCACCAAUCAGUGUUCAGCCGACAAUGCUGACUGCAUAAAUAACACUUGCCAGUGUUCCAGUGGCUAUUACCGAUCUGCAGACAAUAUAUGUUCUGAAAAAUCAAAAUUGAGACAAACAUGCAAUAUGUUCUCCGGUGUCACAAAGCAGUGCUCAGCCAACAAUGCUGUAUGUACAGGUGGAGCAACACGUGAAAGUUGUCAGUGUAAUUGGGGAUACUACCAGUCUGCAGACAAUCAAUGUUCACUGAUAUCGGAUGCACCACAUAACUUUGAAAUUACGGAACUUACCAGCAGAGCUUUCACAAUAUCUUGGGAGAGACCCAAAAAUGCAUACAGUGAAGGGUUCUUGGGUUAUGUUCUGAAAAUAACGGAAGGACAUCUUUGCAUAAAAGAAAUAAAAUACAAGUGUUUAAAUUGCCAAGGAAGCUUUGAUCGUGUUCCGUUAGCAAGCGCAUUUUGCGAUGAAGGAGAAAAAACAAAUGUUAAUCAAUCAGAGGCCGAGCUCCAAGAUUCCAGAAUUAUUUUUAGUAGUAAUACUUUUAAACCGGACACAAACUACACUUUAUUAGUUGCUGCUGUCUAUGGUGUUGGAUGGGGCCAACAGGCACAACAAUUCAUUCAAACUAAAGAAGAAGAACCACAGGCGCCUCCAAAUGCUGUUUUUGUUUUUGACAUAAGGAAGAGAUCUUUCAAUGUGUCAUGGAGUCUGAUUGGUCCAAGGCCGGGACACGUCAUAUAUACGGUGUCCCUAACUGCAAACUUGGGCGCUGAGUCAAAAACAUACACUGUUAUUGGCUAUGAUAACACAUAUCUUUUUGCUGAUGGGCUGCAAGAAAACUGGUAUUACACAGUAACCGUGAAAGCAGAAACAAGUGUUGGCAGUCCUAAAACAUCCGAUACAACAGAACAAUAUAAAACACUUCCAUCAGCGCCUGGACCCGUAACCAAUUUAAGAGCAGUUACAGCUCACGUGCACACAGAUAACUUUUACAAAAUGGCUGUUACAUGGAAAGCCCCUUUGUUGCUUGAGCGCAAUAGCGUGAUAAAGGAAUAUAUGCUUAUAAUACACAAUUUAGGAAACGGAACCGACAAUUCAAGGAUUUCUUCUGAGUUCAAGUCAUUCAUAUUUGAAUCCAAGCCUGGAAACAACUUUUACAGUAAAGAAGUUGACGUGAUACCAAAAACAACGUACCAAUUAGAAGUUUAUGCUGUAAACACUGAGAGUGCAGACAAUAUUGGCCAGAAGACAACAAUCACAGUUACGGCACCAUCUGAAUAUCCAGGCAAGCAGACGAGUCGGUCUGGUUUGCUAGCUGGAAUCAUCGUGGCUGUGUUUGUUGUGGUUGUCGGAGUCGGACUAUUGGUUGUAUUCUGUAUUCGAAGAAGAAAGAGAAAAUCUGAAGAGAGCAGUUAUAUAGACUUGAUGCCAUUAGAAAAAAAGAACACUAAAUACAAAGUGGGGACCAAGAAUAUUACUGAUUCGGUUUCAGCGAGCGAUGACACUUGUUUUAACGUCAACGAUCGUGUUAUAGCAGGAAACCAAGGGAUGCUUUUGACUGAUAUCCAAAAGUUCAAUGCCGUGUAUAUUUCUGGCUGUAAAUCUGAAAAGGAUUAUAUUCUUUGUUUCGAUCCUAAGCCCAAUAACGUCAAUGAUUUUUGGACCAUGGUUUUGGUGGAGGAAGUUGAUACCAUUGUGAUGUUUUCUGCAAAUAAAACUUCAAAGAAAAUGCUUAGGUACUGGCCACUUGAUUUCAAUGUACCAAAAAACUAUAAACAAGUUGCCGUGGAAGUUGCACACUUGAACACGUAUGAAGCACAUACCCAUAUGACGUUGAACAUCUCCUCGAGAGGAUCUGAUAGGACUAUUAACCACGUUCAAUGCUCGCCACUCUCGACAUUAAGUCCAAAAAGUUUCGUUGACUUUGUAAAGUUUGUGAAAUUGAACCUGAAGACUGGGCGUAUCCUGUUACACUCAAGCGAAGGCCUAGGAUACACUGUUCCGUUUGUUGUCUUGGAUACAUAUAUACAGCAGCUUUCUGAUGGGUCCUUGGCAGAGCAAAUAGACGUAUACAAGAUGUUGGUGAAUAUCAUGAAGACUCGCAAAGACCUUUUGCCUUCACAGGAAUUGCUAAUUUUUACCCAUGAGUGCGUGCAACGCAUUGGAAAAUGUGACUACCUACCGCUCAAAAGCACGGAUAAUAUAGAACAUAUUGAAAGUGAUUAUCAAAUGCUGCAUAUUGAUGACUGAUGUUCCUGACUAGUUCUCCUACUGGAUUUAUUCGUUUCCAGAUCCACCCAAAAGUUUAUUCGCCUGUAAUGAAAUAUGUGCAUUAUGAUAUAUAAUUUAAGGCUAAAUGUGUGCUGUAAUAAUAAUAAUAAUAAUAAUAAUAAUAAUAAUAAUAAUAAUAAUAAUAAUAAUAAUAAUAAUAAUAA